GCGCGCGCCCACACGUGCGGCUCCCCGGAUUCGCGCCGCCGCGGCAGAGCCAGCCAGGCAAAGCCAGGCCAGCAGCUUCGGAUCGAGGAAGAGGAAGCGGAGGAGGAGGGGGCGAGGAGUCAACCCAGCUUGCCAGCCAUGGACGGAUCGGCCGCGGAGCUGGAGGCGGCGGAGCGGGUGGUGAUGCGGUGGGACUCGGCCUCGGCGGGCGCCGGCGGGGACGAGCCGAUGCUGUUCGACGGCGCCGGGGACCGGGCCGAGGCGGACCGCUUCCUCCGCGCCGUCGACGACCUGCGCCGCCUCGCGCCGCCGUCGCCCGCCGCCGUCGGGAGCCCGCGCCGCCUCUCGUCGUCCUCGGGGUCCUCCGCCGCCGCGGCGGGGGGAUCCGGCGCCGUGCAGGUCGCCAUGGCGCGGCUCGAGGACGAGUUCCGCCACGUGCUCUCCUCCCGCGCGCUCGACCUCGAGAUCGAGGCGCUCGCCGACCUCAGCUCGCUCUCCAUCAACAGCGACCGCUCCAACUCGGCCUCCUCCGCCGACCUCCCGGCCCCCGACGAGGAGGACUCCGUGUCCUCCUCCAUCGGCCGCCGCAGCAGCGCCUACCGCUCGCUCCGGAGCAUCCGCGAGAUCGACCUCCUCCCCGACGACGCCGUCGCCGACCUCCGCGCCAUCGCGUCCCGCAUGGCCGCCGCCGGGUACGGCCGCGAGUGCGCGCAGGUCUACGCCUCCGUCCGCAAGCCCGCCGUCGACGCCUCCCUGCGCCGCCUCGGCGUCGAGCGCCUCAGCAUCGGCGACGUCCAGCGCCUCGAGUGGGACGCGCUCGAGGCCAAGAUCCGACGCUGGAUCCGCGCCGCCCGUGCCGCCGUCCGCGGCGUCUUCGCCAGCGAGCGCCGCCUCUGCUUCCACAUCUUCCACGACCUCCCCAUCUCCAGCAGCACCAUCUCCGCCGCCGCCGCGCCCGCCACGCACGACACCCCCUUCGCCGAGGCCGUCAAGGGCGCCGCGCUGCAGCUGUUCGGCUUCGCCGAGGCCAUCAGCAUCGGCCGCCGCUCCCCUGAGAAGCUCUUCAAGAUCAUAGACCUCCACGAUGCGCUCUCGGACCUCCUCCCCGACGUCUCCGACAUCUUCGCCGCCUCCAAGGCGGCGGAGUCAAUAUACGUGCAGGCCGUUGAGAUCCGGUCGCGUCUCGCCGACGCCGUGAGGGGGAUACUCUCGGAGUUCGAGAACGCCGUGCUCCGCGACCCGCCCAAGACCGCAGUGCCCGGCGGCACCAUCCACCCGCUCACACGGUAUGUGAUGAACUAUAGCAGCCUCAUUUGCGACUACAAGGUCACGCUCUCCGAGCUGAUCAUAUCGCGGCCAUCAGCUAGUGCCCGUCUUGCUGCUGAGGGCAAUGAGCUCGCGCCGUCCUUGGCGGACCUCGAGCUCCCUGAGCUUGAGAACCAAUUGCCACUUGCCUCCCACAUUGUCUGGAUCAUUGUUGUUCUUGAACACAACCUGGAGGGCAAGGCGGCACUCUACAAGGAUCCAGCUCUUUCACAUUUGUUCAUGAUGAACAAUGUACACUACAUUGUGCACAAGGUGAAAGAUUCACCAGACCUCUGGGGCAUGAUCGGUGAUGAUUACUUGAAACGCCUUACCGGCAAGUUCACAAUGGCAGCCACAAACUACCAGCGGACCUCAUGGUUGAAGAUCUUGAACUGUUUGCGUGAUGAGGGGCUCCAUGUAAGUGGUGGAUUUUCGUCAGGAAUAUCUAAAUCAGCACUGAGGGAGCGGUUCAAGUCCUUCAAUGCUGCGUUUGAGGACGCACAUAGGGUGCAGUCUGGGUGGUGUGUGCCAGACAACCAGCUGAGGGAGGAGCUAAGGAUCUCAAUUGCAGAGAAGCUACUGCCAGCAUACCGGUCGUUCCUUGGCAGGUUUCGGCAUCACAUAGAGAAUGGGAAGCAUCCAGAACUGUACAUCAAGUAUUCUGUUGAGGAUCUUGAAAUAGCUGUGGGUGAUUUCUUUGAGGGUGUUCCUCCUACCCCACAUAAUAGAAGGAGAUCACAUGGAUGAAGGACUUGUACCUCAGGCAUUCAACUGGAUCGCUGUUGCUAUUUAUUCUUUGAUUCUUCACACGGAAGCUGGUGCUGGCAUUCGGGGCUCUAUUUCCACUAUUCUGAUACUUGAGAGAUAAAGUUGGUGAUCUUCAAUCAGAAUUGGCAAAACAUGAAUACAUUUUGGGAUCUUGUUGAAGCUGUCAAUCGCCCCCAUGGUUCCCAUUCUGUAAGAGAACUUGUUCAGUUGUUACACUAUUAUUAUAUAAUUUUGCAAGUAGCUUGUCCAUAUAGGAAAUUCUUUCAGUAAUGUUGGAUAGUUGGAACUCAUAGCAUUUCUGCCCUGUCUUGCAUCAGCUUUUGUGGCCUUUUUCAUUGUUAACAAUUAUCCGAAGGGUCUAUGUUUGUGGAUUAGAUGUAAAAAGAUUUAUAUGACUCAUGUACCACCUGAUUUUGUAAUAUGAUAAUAUCAUGCUGUUACAAUUUCAAAAGGAAACUCUAGCCUUCUCUAUAAUACAGUUCUUUUUAGGUGUCAAAACCAAUAGGAAGACCUAAACUACUAAAUUAGCAUUGUUGGCCGCUUUCCAUAAGAUUUAGCACUUUGUUACUACUGUAGCAUACAUCCAGUAAGUUAGAAAAUGCAUACUGUUCUGUCACUGCCAUGACAUGAAUACUUCAAUCGUGUGAUUAUUUUCCCUGCACACACCACUUUGGGAUGCUCUCCUCUUGAAAGGUCUCUUUUUACUAGUUCAGUUAGUGUUCCUAUUAUCUUCCUUGCUUUGUGUUGUUACCAGGUAUAUGAGAAAUUACUCUCUUGCACUCCAUUUCCUUCCUACUACAAGUGCGCGACUAGUCACUUGUGAAAAAAGAGCCAACACCCCCAUCUUUAUCUUGAUUAUGCCUGCCCUUUUCUCUUGACAAAUGCACAAUAUGAUGUACCAAUGCAUGUAACUGACAAUGGUAUGUCUAGGGUGGUGCUGUAUGUGGUCUGGCAUCACAUGGUCCAGCAUUGCCUAUGAUGUAAUGACAUACAUUCCGUUAAGUCGAACGGCAAGUGUUAGGCGCAACAUAUGUAUAAGCAUGCUGGGAACAUACAUAUGCUGUGCCAUCUGAUUGUUUUUUUCUUCUUCUGGAGCUGUAAUGUUCUCGAUGUAGCUCUUAUGUAAGCUGAAAGAUUUGCCGCCGUAUACGUGUAGCCUAGAGGUAUCGUUUGGCAUCUUUUGUAUGCAUAUUUAAUUUGGGCUA
Molecule: messenger RNA, 3278 nt
Organism: Panicum hallii
Lineage: Eukaryota; Viridiplantae; Streptophyta; Magnoliopsida; Poales; Poaceae
Product: exocyst complex component EXO70B1-like
Exons: 1
Coding region: 139-2052 (637 amino acids)
Biological process (GO): exocytosis
Cellular component (GO): exocyst
Molecular function (GO): phosphatidylinositol-4,5-bisphosphate binding
Source: RefSeq, a predicted model, not a curated record